GCACUUAGGCUAUCUGCUACGGUUUACGGCAGAGGUCGUCCCCAUACGGCAGGCCACCAUUUUACUCCAGGAGAGCAGAACCCGCUCGCACACAUUGAGCUAACCCUUGGCCAGACGGUGUGUGUUCUACAGUAGGUCUUUUCUUGUCGUUGUUUAUCUUCUUUUUAACUGCGAGUUGGUCCAGGAGACCUGCAUACACCGUACGCUUCUUCCUCCGGUCCAUGGUGUGACAUUUGUCAAACUGCGGAGGAGAGAAGGUGAAAGAUGACGCAGUUUCUCCCACCGAACCUGCUGGCCCUCUUUGCACCGCGGGACCCCAUACCUUUCCUGCCUCAGCUGGAGAAGCUGCCCCAUGAGAAACAUCACAACCAGCCUUACAGUGGCAUCGCACCGUUCAUCAGGCACUUCGAGGAUCCUAGAGAUGCUCCUCCACCAACAAGAGCAGAGACCCGUGAGGAGCGGCUGGAGAGAAAGAGGCGAGAGAAGAUUGAGAGAAGGCAAGCAGUGGUGGAGACAGAACUUAAGCUUUGGGACCCCCACAAUGACCCUAAUGCACAAGGUGAUGCCUUCAAGACUUUAUUUGUUGCACGAGUGAACUAUGAUACUACAGAAUCCAAGCUUCGGCGUGAGUUUGAGGUCUAUGGCCCCAUUAAACGGAUUUACAUAGUCUACAACAAGAGGACGGGGAAGCCUCGGGGCUAUGCAUUCAUUGAGUAUGAGCAUGAACGAGACAUGCACUCCGCCUACAAGCAUGCAGACGGGAAGAAGAUUGAUGGUAGAAGGGUGCUGGUGGAUGUGGAACGAGGACGCACUGUCAAAGGAUGGCAUCCUCGCAGGCUAGGUGGUGGAUUGGGUGGCACUAGGAGAGGUGGAGCCGAUGUCAACAUCAAGCACUCUGGCCGAGAUGAUGCAUCACGUUAUGAUGAUCGCCCCUUGGGGGGUGAUCGGGACCGUGGAGACCGGAGGGAGCGCAGCCGUGAGCGCGACCGGGACAAGGACAGAGACCGCCGUAGGUCCCGAUCCCGCGAACGCCGUCGACGUACCCGUUCCCGGGAGCGAGAGAGGGAGAGAGACAGGCAGAUUGGAGGAGGAGAGGACAACAGCGGUAGUAGCCGGCGUCGAGAGCGAGAGAGGGAGCGUGGGGGGGCAGCAGGAGGAAACAGCAGGAGUAGGGAGAGGAGUCGAGACCGGAAGAGAAGGAGCAGGAGCCGGGAUCGCAAGAGGGACAGGGAGAGAGGCAAGGGGCUGGAUGGGGAGGAGGUCAGCCAGGGAGACGCUGCCCCUGAAGGUGGGGAGCGGAUGCUAGAGGAACAUGAAGGAGAAGUGGGUGAAGGCAUGGAGGAGCGUAGAGACAGGGACAGAGAAAGGGACAGGGAACGAAGGCGUAGCCAUAGGGACAGAGACAGGCGCAGGGGAGACCGAGACAGGGAGCACAAAAGGGAGCGGGGAGAGAGAGACAGAGGUGACCGCAGAGAAGAGCGUCAUGGAUCCUUACGAGACGACAUGGGCCCCCAGGAUGACAUGGGCAACGAGGAUGAGGGAGGAGCGCCAUCACACAUGGAAGAGUACAGUCAGGAUGGGAUGAUGAUGGACCAGCAGUCAGUGCCAUCAGCUGACGGCUAUGGCUCCAGUGAGAAUGGCUACAAGAUGGAGGCACCAGGAGAUGAGUACUGAGAUGGCCCCUCUCUCAGCAGAUUGCCACUCACACAGUAGUUGUUUCAUACUGUACUUUAACUUAGCCUGUGACUUUCUGCCAGGGCACACAAAGCCUAGAUGAAGUCAGGGCCCACGCAGUAUCAGACAUCUAGAUAGCUUUCCUACUAUGUCAAGAAUCUGUUGAAAUAUUCCACGUGAUGUUGUUGCAUACGCAGUUGAUGCAUAUAAAUGAUUUGAUCUUGCUAAUAGUUGCAGCUUUCCUGCAUUGCCCAACUAAUCCGUGCCACUAAAUGUUAUCAGAUUACUUUAGGGAUUCAAGCUAGGUAUGUUUUUUUUGUUUUGUUUUGUCCCCCCCCCCCUCCUCUCUCUCUCUCUCGGCUUGGGAUGAACUGUAAUGACACAAGCUCUAUCCUUUUGAGAUGGUUUGUUUUGUGUUUUAUUUCCCUAUUCAUAAAGCAGUUACAUUGCAUGCUUAUUUGGGUCCAGUUACUGGUUUCUGCUCAAUGUAUGUCAAUUUGAAGGAAAUAUAGUAUUGUGUGAUAAUUGAGGGCUCUUCUGUUGAUUCAUUAUGGAAUAUUUUUUUUUGUCUGCUGUUUGUAUGUUAGAUUUGCAGGGUUAUUUUAAUAAAGAUG
Xiphias gladius (swordfish) is the source of this 2288-nucleotide messenger RNA. RefSeq names its product small nuclear ribonucleoprotein 70 (U1) (gene snrnp70). Bases 265 to 1674 code for a protein of 469 amino acids. Lineage: Eukaryota; Metazoa; Chordata; Actinopteri; Istiophoriformes; Xiphiidae. Gene Ontology annotation, biological process: mRNA splicing, via spliceosome. Gene Ontology annotation, cellular component: U1 snRNP; U2-type prespliceosome; precatalytic spliceosome. The record is from RefSeq and is a predicted model, not a curated record. The transcript has 10 exons. Gene Ontology annotation, molecular function: U1 snRNA binding; mRNA binding.